Camellia sinensis is the source of this 1300-nucleotide messenger RNA. The record is from RefSeq and is a predicted model, not a curated record. NCBI's taxonomy places the organism in Eukaryota, Viridiplantae, Streptophyta, Magnoliopsida, Ericales, Theaceae.
UUUUCAUAUAGUAGCAUGUUUCUUUGUCACAUCACAGUGAUUAACCUUGUAGUUUUGUUUUCAGUUACGGUUGUGAAGUUUGGGCAAAUGAGUUCUGAUCUACUUGCAUAUGGCGCAUCAGAUGGUACCUUCACUGUAUGCACUGUCUCUGAUCCACCUGCAGUUCUCAACCAGUUAAUAGGGCAUUCAAAAGAUGUCACAGAUUUUGACUUCACAUCGAACAAUCAAUACAUUGCAUCAUCUUCAAUGGAUAAAACUGUGAGAAUAUGGGAGAUAUCCAAAGGCCUUUGCAUUCGGGUGAUUUAUGGAGUCUCUCCUCAACUUUGUAUUCGAUUCCAUCCUGUGAAUAACAACUUCCUUUCCGUUGGCAAUCCAAACAAAGAAAUCACUGUGUUCAAUUUCAGCACUGGGAGAGUAAUUAAUAAAACUGUCUUCGACAAUGAGGUUACUGCUAUGGACCAUGAUCACACUAGUCAGCUUAUUUUCUGUGGGGAUGCUCAGGGAUGUGUAUACACAGUUUCUAUGAACUCACACACAGGCGUACUGUCCCGGUCUCAUCACAAUCGGAAUGGAAGCAAACGCAAAUCUCCUGUCACAACUGUGUAGUAUAGAACCUUUUCUCUGCUGGCAUGAGGCCCUGUGUUGCUGACAUUUACUCAAGAUGGAAGUCUUAGUUGUGAAGCAUUGAUGAGGAAAUCGCAUUUUGGAUUUUUUAGUGUUUCGUUGGAGAUACAAGGUUAUUUGACUCUUCGAUGCUCACUAAAAUUGGCUCCACGACUACACAGUAUUCGAGCUUCCUUCUGCCCUCUGCUUUCCCUUGAAAAAGGAGAAUUCAUAGUUGCUGGAAGUGAGGACGCAAACGUCUAUUUCUAUUACUUAACUCGGCCAAGGCAUGCAUGUGUAAACAAGCUGCAGGGACAUGGUUACCCCAUUAUAGGUAUUGCUUGGAACCAUGGAGAGAACUUGUUGGCUUCGUCUGAUUUUGGUGGCACAGUUAUCAUAUGGAAGGGAGCUAAGACAGGUUGAGAGAGAAUCAUUUUCGGAGGUAAAAGUUUGAAAUCAAACUAAUGGAAUGUCAAAGGAACUUUAAUUUUGUUUGUGAAUUUGCCAUUUUUUGUGGAAAUGGGAACAAAUUUAUUUGUGUUGUACAAGAAUUUUACUGUCAAAUUGUAUUGGACUGUUUAGGAAGCUGAACAAUCGCGAAUUGAAUUUAUUUCUUUGUAUUUUUGCAUUUACAACUCGAUCGGGACUUGAAAUCAAUUCUUUGUAAUAUUUAUGUACACUCAGAUACAAUUGAUCA